Messenger RNA from Cryptomeria japonica (Japanese cedar), 3107 nucleotides. RefSeq lists its product as uncharacterized. Lineage: Eukaryota; Viridiplantae; Streptophyta; Pinopsida; Cupressales; Cupressaceae. Gene Ontology annotation, molecular function: microtubule binding. Gene Ontology annotation, biological process: regulation of phragmoplast microtubule organization. The coding region runs from base 376 to 2658 and encodes 760 amino acids. The transcript has 6 exons. The record is from RefSeq and is a predicted model, not a curated record.
UGAACCCUGAAAAUAUAGCCGUUGUGUUUGAUGUUGACCUUUUCCAUUCUUUUGCAUUUAUGUUUCCCAUAUAACCGUUGAAGCUGAGGAGAAAAUGGAAGCCAUUAUAAACAUCAAAUUAUUAUGAAGAUUCAACAAUCCAUCACCGGAUAGCUCGGGCAAAAUUUCGUGAGAAGAUUGAAGAAGAAGGACGCAGCGAGAGUAUAUUAAUCAAAUCAGAUGGCGGCCUGCACCAUAAACGAUAGGUUGAAGGAAAAUAGCAGGAGAGGGUUGGAAGAAUUAGUGUUACUGUUGAUUCUGCCAAGUAUUUCACAAAUUUCCUAAAAUGAUGUGAAGGACGACUUGGUGUACAAUCCUCUAAAUUCUUGAGCGAGAAUGGUUGCAAAGAGUCCGCCGAGAGAUGCGUGCCAUGCGUUUGACAAAAUGUGUGAGCAAUCUCUGCUCCUCAAACAAACUGUUCAUAAGGUUGACAGAGCAAUGGCACGCUUGCGAGAGAUCCAAUCGACAGUUAGAGGACAUAAAGCUCGAUCAUGGGUGACCUUAAGCCCCCUUAGCGCCAGAGGAUAUAUGAGAACAAGCCAGGUGCAAAAAAGAGUAUCCUUAAGGACACAGGAAUCAACAAAGAGAUCUACUGGUGGAAGUAACGGAGCACACGCUAAGAAAUCUCUCGAGCCCUUCAAUUCGGUUGAAACGGACAGCAACAUACCCCCUGGGGAAUGGAGGAGAUGGUCUUUGCCGGCGGCACUUGUCCAACAGGCUGUCGGGGAAAUCCUGGAAGCCAGUAAUUUUGCUAAGGGCAUUGUCAGCAUUUUUUCUGAUUCUAUUUUUGAUAAGUUAAUACAGGAUCCGAAAACACCACAAAGUGCCUUAAAUGAUGUCAAUUUGCUGGAAGGGAAGAAGAAAAAAGAGGUCCCUUCAGUGCCUAGAAAUAAUUGCAGGCAACUCAAUCAUAGACAAGUCACGCUUGGCAAUACUGAGCAUUGGAGCUUUAAUGCUACACAGUUGACUCCACCAACAAAAUGUCAAUCUGUGAUCUCAUGCUUGCAGAAUGAUGGCUUCAACAAUAAUUGUUUUUUUUAUGGUAUGGAAGGCUUAGAGCCAGGGAGUGCAGACAAGAGGCCUUCAAAGAGGAAAGGUCACAAGGUUGCCCACAAGUUUAGAAUGAUAACUCCUGAGAACAAGGUGAAAAGUUUGUCCUCUCGAGAUGCUUCAUCUUCUUUAGAACUGCAUCGGAAAGCAGAGAAACAGCAGCUACGGGCAAGAGCAAGAGCUGAAUUGUCGCAGACAGGUACAAGAGUUCAAACACAAAUGAACUUUCGUACUUCUAACUGUGCUGAUAAGUAUAGGAAGAAUGUAAAGGCUGUAGCAUCAGCACUGGUUUCUUGUUACACAUCUCCUGCAAGGUCAAUUGGGGAACAAAAAACUCUACUUAAAGUUGAUCAGAUUACUCCCAGGCGGAAGCCCUGGAUUUCACAUCCUAAGCCCGUGAAGGCCAUCAUUUUUCCCAAUCCUACUUUCAUUCCCUCGCCUUCAGAUUUCCGAAAUAAUUUGGAAAAGCUUUCAAAGAAGGGAUUUGACACUCCAAAACUGAAAGUGUUUUCUAGUAGUGGAAAAGAAAAUGUACCAUUUCCUCGAAAAAUGGGUACUUCAUCCACUUUAAAUACUCCAAAAAUAAAAGAACAUUCUUCUCUGCUGAAAGUACCCAUGAAGACACCUACUAGGAUGAUUAAGCAAGCUUCUACAGCAUCUCGUCCUGCUAGAAAUGCUCCUCCCUCCAUUGCAAAUCAGAAAAAUCCCUCCAAAGUCUCCAAGUUGUUAUCUCCCUCAAAAAGCAAGAGUCCCAAGCACUGCUCAUCCUUAAAGAAACCAACUUGGUUCCAUAGAAGCUGUAUUGCAUUACAUUCACCUUCGGCUCCUACCACUCGCAACAUAAGUCUACUUUCAAGACACAGGAUUCAUUCGCCAGUGCAGCCUUUACCUUCUCUCAUAUCUAAAUUACCUUCUAGGAGGAAGAGGAACUCUAGUCCCAUGCCUAAUGAUGCUCAUGUUGAUCUGAAUAAAAAAUUUGAAUCAUGUUCUGUGGAAGAGGGUGCUCCCACUGAAUCCAAGGCAUCAAUUGCAGGAAGGGUUCUUCCAUGUUCUGUGGAAGAGGGUGCUCCCACUGAAUCCAAGGCAUCAAUUGCAGGAAGGGUUCUUCCCCUGCCUCCUGCUUGGGUGAAAACAUUGCCAAUGGAUUUUAUCAAAGAUAAUUGCAGAAAACCCUUGGAUCGAAAAUAUGUGAAUCUUUGUGUGGAUGAAAUGCCACGUAAAAAUCAUUUUGUUGAUCGUGGUCGCUCAAUUAGCUGCCCCAAACAGCGACCUCUUAAACCCCUUGAAAAAAGUACUAAUUUCAGUGGCAUAGGUAAAAGAAUUAACAUCGUUAGUGCAUCAGACGCAGAAUUUUCCACAAGAAGAAAUGAUCAGCAAUCAGAAGGAAAAGAGAACAUAAUUUACAGCGAAGCAGAGGAGGAUGAUAUAAUUCUGAAAAGGACAAAUACAGUUCUCAGAAGAAGCUGGUCCUUUGGACAUGAAAAUACUGCAGGUGGUGGUUUCCCUUUUUUUAAACAUGUCCGGGGAUUUAUGAAUAUGAACAAAAAUGUGAGCAACAUUAAUCGAUAAUAAUGUGGUUGCGGUACAACUGAUAUCAAGAAUAUUAAUCAAUUUCUUGAGGCCUGCCAAAUAAACGUUUCAGGUUUUGCAAAAAGUUACCGCUGUAAAACAAGCAGCCUUGGCGGUAAUUGAGGGCAUAUAAAAUGCGCAAUUCCUGUUGUUCCCAGUGGAUUGAUUAAUGUACAGCAAGUGCAAGUAGCAUUUAGUGUAUUUCUUAAGUGUCCCGGCAAAGGAUGACGGUGUUGGUGCUCAUAAUCAAUAAUGUAGCAUUUAGUGUAUUUCUCUGUUGUAUAUUUCUUUACUGGCAUAGCUACCAUUAUGAAUACUACCAUGGGCCACCACCAUUAUCACUGCUUUUGAGGAGCACACUCUUUCUGUGUUUUAUUUACUGGUCUCUGUAUCAUCCCACUUGUGAAUUCCAUGCCUUAUUGAAUAAUAUGGUGCAUUUUUCUGUUGUA